AUGAGCGUACUGAGCUGGAACUGUCGAGGGGCGGGAAACACCGAGACAGUUCGUCGUUUAACGGAGAUGCGUAAAGACCAUUAUCCGGAUUUCUUGUUUCUCAUGGAGACUAAACAAAAAGAUAGUUACAUGAUCGGUUUACAAAAAACUCUUGGUUACGAUAGAAUGUUUACUGUUGCGCCUGAAGGUUUGAGUGGAGGCUUAACAGUGUUGUGGAAAGAUUGUUACAAGGUAGAGAUCUUAUCUUCAGAUAAAAGGCUCAUUGAUAUGAGUGUGGAGAUGGGAUCAUUGUUUUUCUUCUUGUCUUGUGUCUAUGAAGACCCAGUUAGAGACAGGAGGCAGUUGGUGUGGGAUAAGCUAGUGAAUAUUGGCUUAACAAGGGAUCGUGCGUGGGCACUGAUUGGUGAUUUCAAUGAGUUACUAGAUAACUCAGAGAAGUUAGGAGGAGCAGUUCGAAAUGAUUCUACGUUUUGGGAUUUUAGGAAUAUGGUUGAAAAUUGCAAGAUCAAGGAAGUGAGGUCAACGAGUAAUACUCUCUCUUGGGUUGGCUGGCGAGAUAAUGUUUGGGUUCAAUGCAGACUGGACCGUAGCUUUGGAAACGAUGAAUGGUUUCAGUUGUUUCCUCGAUCCAACGUAGACUAUAUGGAGAUGUGGCCAUCAGACCAUAGGCCUCUGCUUUUGAAGUUUCUCUUCGAACCUCACGAUCGUGGUCAGGGUCGUUUCUACUUCGAUAAGAGAAUGGUGGGAAAGGCUGGUUUUGAGGAUGCAGUUCGACGAGGUUGGGAUGGAGGCACUGGUGACAAUUCGUCUAUCAUGGACCGCUUAUCGGGUUGUAGAAAAGAGCUAUCAAGGUGGAAGAGAUCUUCGGAGCUUAAUUCUAAAACCCGUAUUCAACGGCUAAACCAAAAGCUUGAGAAGGAGAUUGCAAAGACAAGACCAAGUGCUCGCUCUAUGCGUCGGCUACGAGUACAGCUUGCUCAAGCUCACCGAGACGAAGAGAGAUACUGGAGACAGAGGAGUAGGGAACAAUGGUUGAGAGAAGGUGAUAUGAAUACAGCAUAUUUUCACAAUGUCGUGAAGGGAAGAAAGAUCAGGAACAAUAUCUUGUUGCUCAAGGAUGAUCAGGGAACAAAAUUUUUCUCAGAAGGAGCUAAAGGCGACAUUGCUGUUGGGUACUUUCGUGAUUUGUUCAUGAGUUCUAACCCGGCGGACCUUGAGUCUCUAUUUGAGGGCUUUCAAAGCAAGGUCACUGCGGAUAUGAACGAAACGCUUACUAAGGAGUUCACACCAGAAGAGAUAAAGAGAGCAGCGUUUUCGAUCAAAGGUAGCAGUGCACCUGGAGAAGAUGGGAUCACUGGGGUCUUUUAUCAGCAGUACUAG
Brassica oleracea var. oleracea is the source of this 1380-nucleotide messenger RNA. RefSeq lists its product as uncharacterized. Gene Ontology annotation, molecular function: catalytic activity. The coding region runs from base 1 to 1380 and encodes 459 amino acids. Lineage: Eukaryota; Viridiplantae; Streptophyta; Magnoliopsida; Brassicales; Brassicaceae. The record is from RefSeq and is a predicted model, not a curated record. The transcript has a single exon.